AUGGGAAAAGGAAAAACUUCCGAAAGGGAAAUUGGAAGCUUCAGGCCGAGGAAAAUUGGAAGCUUCAGGCAGAGCAAAAAGGGAGCAACUGAGGAGGAAUCUCGGGCAGAAAAUGGGGCGGAGGAAUUGCUGAUUGCCGCUGCCAGGAAAGCGCCACUACCACACCGCCAAUCCAUCAUUGCCGCCUUCGGAAUUUCACCGAGAGAAAAUAUCCAGUACUCAGUAGAAACAUAUGUUAAGCUAGAGACAUCAUGCUUGGAAUUUCACAGAAACAGGCAGCAACACUUGAGAACUGAAAUUUAUCAAGGAUUGAUGGAUAGUAUGACAAAUAGUGAGACUUUGGGAUCAAACAUUGGAAAGCGAAUUAUUUUUCCCGUAUAUAAAAGGUCCCAGAGACUGUGUCGAAGAUAUAUGGAUGCCAUGUCAUUUGUUCAACGAAGGCACAAUGAUGGAAGAAAUGUUGUUAUCAGAAAUCAUGAACUUAAUAAUCUGUUGGUUAUCCCAUAUAAUGCAUAUCUGCUUGCAAACUUUGACUGCCGCAUCAAUGUCAAGAUAUGCUCUGCUAUUGAAGUAAUGAAAUAUAUUUACAAAUGGAUAUGUGCUCUUGAAGCUAUGUGGAGGAUAUUUGCAUUUGAUUUAACUAACAUUCAUCCAUCAGUAAUGACAAUGCACUUACAUUUGGAAAAUUAUCAGUCUAUAUCAUUUACUGAAAAUCAGGCAUUACAGGAUGUUCUUGCCAAUGAGAGAAAUUCAAGGACAAUGUUAAUAGAAUUUUUCUCUAUGAAUCGAACAAAUAAAAGAGCACAGGAUCUCAAUUGUGCCAGAAUAUGGAUUGAAAGAAAACGUGGAGAGGUCAUUAGCCAUGUUAACACAGCACACCCCAUUGAAGGAGAAAGAUACUACCUAAGAAUGUUACUUAUGCAUGUAAGAAAACCAACCUCUUUUGAUGACUUAAAAUCUGCUGAUGCUCACCUAGAAUCCUCAUACAAAGAAGCAGCAAAACUUCGUGGAUUACUCCAAGCAGACAAUGGUUUUGAUGAAUGUUUAUCUAAUGUACUUGUGUACAACAUGCCAAUUUCCCUGAGACAACUUUUUGCUGUCUUACUGGUACACUAUCCACCAACAAAUCCAAGAACCAUUUGGUUGAAAUUUGAGAAUUAUCUAUCAGAAGACAUCAAAAAGAAUUUGGCAUUAUCACAGCAACAAGUGCAAAUUCAAGUUCUCAGACUCAUUGACCAACAUAUCCAAAUCAUGGAAAAAGAUAUAAGUGACUACAAGCUCACAGACAUUCCUUAUCAUCUGUUGUGCUCAGAUAACUCUGCCAAAGAAAUUGAAGCUGAGUACCAAAUACCUAUUUCUGACAAAGAUUUGGUUUCGAUUUCAAUGUUGAAUAGAGUACACAAAUUUGCAUUUGACAAAAUAAUGGAAAAGGUCAAUGCAAAUGUUCCUGUUGCCUUCUUCAUUGAUGGUCCUAGUGGAACUGGAAAUCAUUUUUUAUAA
Molecule: messenger RNA, 1500 nt
Organism: Coffea arabica (coffee)
Lineage: Eukaryota; Viridiplantae; Streptophyta; Magnoliopsida; Gentianales; Rubiaceae
Source: RefSeq, a predicted model, not a curated record